AUGUCUGGAAGACUUGUUCUAAAGGAAUUGAAAGUUGGGUUAAACCUGAACAGUAACAAGUAUCCAGUGACCCCGAAAACCCGACCAGUUUCGCUAUCUUCGACAACAGAGCUCGAUUCUAAUAGCCUUGCGAGCGUGAGAGAUCUGGGAGUGGAAAACAACUUUUUUGGAAAGGCUAACAAGAAACUUGCGAAGUAUCGGAAAAAGCAAGAUGCGCUGCUGAACGCGCGUUCCAAGCUUCGAGGUACAGUUAGUAUUGCACAAGUGUACCAGAACACGUUCCGGGUAUUUUCAGCGCAAAGUAAAGUUUAUCAUUGCGACUUUUUCCGGCUUUUAUACUUUCCACCAGACCAUAUUCUAUCGGUGUUUCGCAAGAGUAAGCCUGCGGUCAAUGUUAGAAUUGUGGGCGAGGUUUUCCUGAACGGGAAUGUGUCUCGGGGCGAAAACGGGCGCAGUGUGGCGAACACUGCUGUUUUUGAGCGAGGUUCGCGGAUCGACAAAUAUGGUAAGAGCUUAGAUGUGAGCAACCUGAAACGGCUGCAGUCGAUUUUCGCUCACGACGGCUCCAACGUGCCCCGUAACUACGCAUACUUACGACGCUCUUUGCGCACUUUCCUACAUGGAUGCUUUAUCGAGAACUGGACUAAUCUCAAGGGCGCUCAGGCAGUGGAAGAACAGAUAACACGCGAGGCGCAAAGCUCCGAGGCGAACGCCAGUGCAGAUUGGAAAUUCCUGGAUAGCGACGGUCGCAGCAACUGCGGAGUGGCCAAGGACGGUUUCUAUCUAUUUCAGGUUCUGGUUUUCCCCGACAACUUCACGAAGCACGAGUUUGAGACGAACGUGGCGCAAAGCGUCCAGGCUGUGGCCGAUCUGCAAUGGGACAAAUUUCUGCGUGGGAAGCCCAACAUCAAGAAAACGUGGGUCGAGCAGGCCAAUGAUCGGGUUCGUGUGCCCGUUAUGAAUACGUAUCUGGCCCACGGCCAGGUUCCCAGAACGCUCAAAAGGCUGACAUAA
Molecule: messenger RNA, 1014 nt
Organism: Lachancea meyersii CBS 8951
Lineage: Eukaryota; Fungi; Ascomycota; Saccharomycetes; Saccharomycetales; Saccharomycetaceae
Source: the annotation of a GenBank genome assembly